Messenger RNA from Cotesia congregata, 570 nucleotides. Lineage: Eukaryota; Metazoa; Arthropoda; Insecta; Hymenoptera; Braconidae. The record is from the annotation of a GenBank genome assembly.
AUGAAAUACAAUGAAAAAGAAUUAAUUGAAAUAAGCCGAGGUAUCGGUGAACUGGAAGGACGUUUAAAUCACAAGCGUGCUCAUAAAUCAGCAUUCAAAGAGCGAUGGUUUAAACUAAAAAGCAACUUGUUGUUUUACUUUAACAUUACUGACCUUGGCCAGAUCGACGAAAAACAACCUGCUGGAAUACUCGUCCUGGAGAACUACAAUGUAAACACGGACUCAGUAUCAGAAGGACCUUUUGCUUUCAGCAUUGUGUUCAGAGAUGAGUUGGACAAACGUCACAUCCUGACUGGUAGGUCUGAAGACCAGGUAAAUCAGUGGGUGGCCGCGUUGAAGCAGGCUAGCUACGAAUACUGGAGAUCCCAGUUAAUAAUGCUCCAGGAAAAACUCUGUCAGAAGACUGGUAAAGAUCCACUGCUUAUCUUUCCGCGAAACCGCGGUGUAAUCAGAGAUGAAGCCUGGAACUCAACGACUACUUUCAGAUCUCACAUUCGUUCGUUAACCGGGUCCACGUCCUCAAUAACUUCAGCUAUUAAUAAAGAAACAAACCUCAUCGAAUUAUUGUAG